Molecule: messenger RNA, 1611 nt
Organism: Petromyzon marinus (sea lamprey)
Lineage: Eukaryota; Metazoa; Chordata; Hyperoartia; Petromyzontiformes; Petromyzontidae
Source: RefSeq, a predicted model, not a curated record
CACUGGAGGUGACAUCGCCACUCUCCUGCGGGGGGGAAACUAAAAGCAACAAAAAACGAGGCAGCAGCAGCAACAGCAGCAGCAGCAACCCUCUUGAUAAGAGUCGUGGGGAUCCUCCGACAUUUCUUGGGGGGUUAAAACAACAACCUCCCACACGACCGGCGUGGUGACGGUGAGGGUCACGGUGAGGGUCACGGUCACGGUGAGGGUCACGGUGAGGGUCGCGGUGAGGGUCGUGGCCACGCUGAGCUGAGCUGCACCGCCGCCAGCGCCCGGAGCCGGCGGGGGGGCACCGGCAGUCGGUGCCAUGGAGAUUUACUGGUACAUCAUCGUCAUCGCGUUCAUCGUGGUCAAGGUGCUGUUCUACGUGUGCUGGUACCGCUCGCGCCAGCGUCAGCUGCACGCCUUCCUGCACGACCCUGACCACGCGCGGAUCCUCAUCAUCGGCGGUCGCCCCUACGCGCACCCAGCCAACCAGCGGCACACGAGCCGUGUGUGGUACAAUUGGUACUCGGCGAGGGAGGACGGCUCCCCGGGCUCUCCCUCGCGCUCGCUCACCCCGGCGCCCUCCUACAGUCAGCUGGAGCCGCCGCCGCCACCCUACGAUGCCAUCGUCCGCCCGCACGGGAGCGGCGAGCUGAAGCCGCCCCCGUACAGCGAGUGCGUCGCGGCGCUGCUGCCCGCCGCUCGGAUUGCCGGAGAGCCGGCGGCCUCGCCACCGGCUCACGCCGCCGACAGCGACGACGACGACGACGACGACGACUACACGGACGCUCCUCCUCCUCCAUACUCGGCACACGCCGACAGCAGCGCCAGCGCCGCCGGCACCGCCACCGACGCCGCCUCCACCACCGAUCCCAUCGCCGCCGCCACCGCCACCGCCGUCGCCGCCACGAACGGCGGUAACGCCGCCCCCGUCUCAACCGACUCCACCGCCAACACCACCGCCGUCAACACCACCCCCACUACUGAACCCGUCGACGGCACAACCGCCGCCGCCGGAUCUAUCGCCACGGACGGCGAUAACGCCGCCCUUGUCACCGCCACCGCCGUCAACACCACCCCCAAACACAACUGCACCACCGACUCCACCCUCGCCUCUUCCACUCCCACCACGCCCACCGCCGCUGCCUCCAACCUCAACUCGGCGACUGCUGAUGGCGGAGGAAGGCGGCCAUCUCGCGACGACGAGGACGACGAGGACCGCCGCCACCUCCGCGAGGAGGACCCAGCGGCGGUGGUGGUGGUGGUGCGACACACGACCAGACCCCUCCUCCUCCCGCUGCGUGCCGGGGAGCAGCCGCUGUGAGGAGCAAUCGGGAGCCCCCAGGGAGCACACCAGGGAACCCUCAGGGACCCACUUGGGCCCCCCUUAAGGAGCCCCCCGAGAGACCCCCUUGGGCCCCCCUUAAGGAGCCCCCCUUGGGGUCUCCCUAGGGACCCCAGGGACUCCUAGGGACCCCACCAGGGACCCCCCCCCCCCAGGGACCCCCUUGGGACUCCCCUAGGGACCCCCCUAGGUGACCCCCAUAGGAACCCCCAUCCCACCCAGGGUUUACUUUGGACAGAGCAGUGGUGGUGGUGGUGGCGGCGGCGGUGGUGACGGCGGCG